AUUGACAGAAACUUCCAAACAGAAUGUUGGGCUCUGGGAAGGCGGCAGUUGGGACAGGUGAGCCAGAGAAGCUCAGUGAUGUGCUUUGUAUGUUGCCAAAUCUGGCAGCAACCUGUGGACUGCUUGUAUAAGUGUAAUAGAUGUCGAGUAAAAGGCCUCAGCAUCGGUUGGUGCCUUUGCGCACAAAAACAAAGAAGGACCCCAACGUGAAGAAAGGCCACAAAAUGGGGUGAGUUUUGACUUGCCACACAAAUGCCAACACAACAAAAGAACCCGUGAGUUUGUUGUGCUUAUGAUAAAGGCUUAGGCGCAUAUCUCCCUCAGUAUGCAAUGCAGAGUCCAAAAAUUUCCCUCGGCUCAAUUCAGAAAGACUCGAUGCUAUGAACUUUAUGGACAUUUCUCAGAGCAGUUUCAAGAGUUCUCACCUGGGUUGUAAGGUUGGUGCAGAGACACUAAACCUUUGGGCUGGAUUCAACUGACCGGUCGAACACCAGGACUUCAGCUAGUGCAACAGGACUUCUCCCCCUGGUGCCCCCAAAUUGUCUUAAAGGUAAAUGUAAAGGGACCCCUGACCAUUAGGUCCAGUCCAGAGAUGGGACUGCGGCGCUCAUCUCGCUUUAUUGGCCGAGGGAGCCGGCGUACAGCUUCCAGGUCAUGUGGCCAGCAUGACUAAGCUGCUUCUGGCGAACCAGAGCAGCACACGGAAACGCCGUUUACCUUCCCGUCGGAGUGGUACCUAUUUAUCUACUUGCACUCUGAUGUGCUUUCGAACUGCUAGGUUGGCAGGAGCAGGGACCGAGCAACGGGAGCUCACCCCGUCACGGGGAUUCAAACUGCCGACCUUCUCAUCAGCAAGUCCUAGGCUCUGUGAUUUAACCCACAGUGCCACCCACUUAGGGGGAGAUUAUUAUGUCGGGCAAGCUCAAAUGGGAAACAUUUGGGAAAGCGUGGUGUUGAAUUUUUUCCCUUGACACCUGAGAUGUAUAUUUUUAGGACCCACUCAAGUUGGGAUUGUAAUUUGUUUUAUACUGCUUUUUGUUGUUGUAUUUUACAUUGUUGGGAACCACCCUGGAUCUUCUGGCUGCAUUUGCCCUGCACCCACCCCACAGUGCCUGCCAUUGUGCGUACAGUUGUACCUCCUUUUGCGUCUGUGAUCCCGACGAAAGGGACACUCGACAAAGUGCUGCUCUGCGCAUGCAUGAAGCACGAUUGGCAAACCCGAAGUAACCCGUUCUGGUACUUCCGGGUUUGCUGCGGAUGUUGGACGAAAUGGACCCUAAACAAGGCGGACUCAAAAUGAGGUACCGCUGCAGAGCCAUCUGGAUUUUAGAUCUGGAUGGUAGACAACAUCCAUGUAAAAUGCCUGCAGCAAACAAGAGGUAUCACUAGCCCAAAUAUAGAGAAGAAAUGUAAAGAAGAAAAGAGUGGUUGGGGAAACCCAGCCAGAUGGGCGGGGUAUAAAUAAAUUAUUAUUAUUAUUAUUAUUAUUAUUAUUAUUAUUAGUCUACUUGGUUGUAUGUGUUGUUUGCACAGCUCAUAGCCACUGAGAGUUUUAUUUAGAACAAGGGGCUAAUAUGAGUUUGCGCCUGAAAAGGGAACAUAUUUCAGAGGCCAUUUUCUGUUAUUAGUUUAGUCACUUGAGCACAAGACUUUGAAGCCUAGGGUCGUGGGUACAAGCCCCACAUUGGGCAAAAGAUUCCUGCAUUGCAGGGGUUUAGACUAGAUGGCCCCUCGUAGUCCCUUCCAACUCUACGGUUCUGUGAUUCUGAGUUUUGCACGAUGAUCUACAGAAGAACUCCAGAAAUAACUGCUGGGACAAACCAUACUUUACAGGUUUGCAGGAGAACAUCUGGUGAAAAUGGUGCUCAGAAAUAAACCUAGCCAUUACAAGAUGGACAGGUUCAUAGUCUGAACCAGAAUAUCUCUAAUGUGAAAUGAAAAGAACUAGAGUAUAUUUCCCUGACGGAAGAAGCUGUUUUCCCUAUUGCCCAACAACCACACCUAUUUCUGGAUUUAUUUGUUACAUUUUAAUCCUACUCCGUCAUCCCAGGUGUUCAGGGUGGUCAUAUGGUGUCUUUGCCCCUUUUUAAACCUCCGAACAGCCUUGUGAGGCUAGGAUGAGUAAUACUGUUGAUUAGUCCAAGGUCAUUAGGGAAUACCUAGAUUUCAAAUCCUAUAUUCAAUAGGAUUCAAGUCCAAUAGUUACUCACUACAGCACCACUACAACACAUUUAGGGUAGGGGACUAGACCCAACAGUAGCAGAUUCGUGUGCCAGAAUUUGCCCACGGAUUUCUUAUAAAGGGGGUGAUUCAAAGUUCAGCAGGAGAGGGAGGAGAGCUGAAUUCUACCCCUGUUGAAUUUCUACCCUCCUGCUGCUUCUCUCUGGCUGUCAUCUUUUGAGGCUCCAGUUCUGAAAGUAACCCACAGCAGAGGAAAAAUGGAUAGGGAAAACCAGGAGGGGGGGGCAUGUAAAGCGCUCAGUUCCCCCUUCCUGCCUGCCCAAUCUGUGCUUUAAGUUACUUCUCCAACUUUAUAUGGAAUUGGUGCAAACUGCAUACCGAAACAAAUGCUGUGUACCAUCUAGUUUUGCCCUUAAGGUCUCCUUUCUUAAGCAGGAUUGCCACACACAUCGCUCUUCUGUGUGGGAUGGGAGCCCCUCCCCAACAAUUAUGGGGUUCUGUAUGCCAGAAAGAGCAGCAGACCACGACGACUCCCAUUUCCACGCCAGAAAAGUCCCCACCAUAAAUUCUUUCUGUGGUGUGGCUAUUAAAAGCACAGGGGGAAAAGACAUCACCUGAAUUAUUCCAGAGAAAUGUGUUUGCAUACAGCAGUCUAGAAAAUUGCAAGCCAUUUUCAGAGUGUGUUCCUAUUGACAUUCCUAUUGACUUCAGUGGGGCCAAACUGUAUUUGCUUCAGCAGCAGAAAUUAUGUGGGUGAACUUAUCUCCUGGCUGGGAAAUAAGUGGAGGGAAAAGACUUGCCUGCUCUGCGUCAGGCUGUUGUUAAAGGCACAAGGCAGGCCCAGUGGUUUAACGUUGUGGGUUAAACCACAGAGCAUAGGACUUGCCGAUCAGAAGGUCGGCAGUUCGAAUCCCCGCGACGGGGUGAGCUCCCGUUUCUCGGUCCCUGCUCCUGCCAACCUAGCAGUUCAAAAGCACGUCAGAGUGCAAGUAGAUAAAUAGGUACUGCUCUGGCGGGAAGGUAAACGGUGUUUCCGUGCGCUGCUCUGGUUCGCCAGGAGCGGCAUAGUCAUACUGGCCACAUGACCCAGAAGCUGUACACCAGCUCCCUCAGCCAAUAAAGCGACAUGAGCGCUGCAAGCCCGGAGUCAGUCACGACUGGACCUAAUGGUCAGGGGUCCCUUUACCUUUUUAGGCCCAGGAAAGUGAAAGGAAAGGCUGGAAACCUUGGAGCUGGCAAAGGCCUUACCAGGUAACCAUUUCCAGGUUACCUUCCCAAAUAUACUGCCCUGCAUGGCUUGGCUCGGGCAAAGUGAAUGUCCUUUCCCCCAUCAUGUCUACUAGGCAGAUUUGCUCAGAAGUGCCCCCCAGCAUCUAGUCCCCCCCUUAAUUCUCCCACACUGAGGCUACAGUUGUCAACCCACAUCCUAGGGUGCAAGGGACCAUAGCUGUCAACUUUCAGAUUUGAAAAUAAGGGAUCAGCAGCUUCACCUGUCCCGUGGACAGUCUAUGGGAUAUCUAACAAUCCGGGAUAGCAGCGGGAAGCAGCGGGAAAUGGCGCUGGAAUAAGGCAACUUCCCGCAAAAAAAAGGGAAGGUUGACAGCUAUGCAACGGACCCACAGAACUUGCACCAGAGGACCGUGCCAACGGGAUUGCUCCCUGAGCCGCCACUUGCAACUCAUGAGAACGCUGGUCCCAGUCAACAGGCAGUGUGUCUCAAUGAGCACAGUGGGGUGCAAUGGGGCUCAUCCUGCCCCUCUUGUGCCACACAGUGCCGGGAAGGAAUUUGGAGAGACAGAGCUGAGGAAAGUUGCACCUGCCAAGGGGCUGGGCUUCGCCUGCCUCCUCUUUGGGUGGGUGUCGUGGGGAUCCCUCCUUGGUCCCUGAGCUUCCUCUGCGUGGAGGCAGCACGCAGGCCUUACAGCGCCAGCCCAGCCACACCUGCCCAACAGCGAGUCCUGUUGCAUUCCAUGGCGCUUGUUGUUGUUUAGUCGUUUAGUCGUGUCUGACUCUUCUUGACCCCCUGGACCAGAGCACGCCAGGCACUCCUGUCUUCCACUGCCUCCCACAGUUUGGUCAAACUCAUGUUUGUAGCUUCGAGAACACUGUCCAACCAUCUUGUCCUCUGUCGUCCCCUUCUCCUUGUGCCCUCCAUCUUUCCCAACAUCAGGGGCUUUUCCAGGAAGUCUUCUCUUCUCAUGAGGUGGCCAAAGUACUGGAGUCUCAGCUUCAUGAUCUGUCCUUCCAGUGAGCACUCAGGGCUGAUUUCCUUCAGAAUGGAGAGGUUUGAUCUUCUUGCAGUCCAUGGAACUCUUAAGAGUCUCCUCCAGCACCAUAAUUCAAAAGCAUCAAUUCUUCGGCGACCAGCCUUCUUUAUGGUCCAGCUCUCACUUCCAUACAUCACUACUGGGAAAACCAUAGCUUUAACUAUACGGACCUUUGUUGGCAAGGUGAUGUCUCUGCUUUUUAAGAUGCUGUCUAGGUUUGUCAUUGCUUUUCUCCCAAGAAGCAGGCAUCUUUUAAUUUCAUGACUGCUGUCACUAUCUGUAGUGAUCAUGGAGCCCAAGAAAGUAAAAUCUCUCACUGCCUCCAUUUCUCCCCCUUCUAUUUGCCAGGAGGUGAUGGGCCCAGUGGCCAUGAUCUUAGUUUUUUUGAUGUUGAGCUUCAGACCAUAUUUUGCGCUCUCCUUUUUCACCCUUAUUAAAAGGUUCUUUAAUUCCUCCUCACUUUCUGCCAUCAAGGUUGUGUCAUCUGCCUAUCUGAGGUUGUUGAUAUUUCUUCUGGCAAUCUUAAUUCCAGUUUGGGAUUCAUCCAGCCCAGCCUUUCGCAUGAUGAAUUCGCAUAUAAGUUGAAUAAGCAGGGAGACAAUAUACAGCCUUGUCGUACUCCUUUCCCAAUUUUGAACCAAUCAGUUGUUCCAUACCCAGUUCUAACUGUAGCUUCUUGACCCACAUAGAGAUUUCUCAGGAGACAGAUGAGAUGAUCAGACACUCCCAUUUCUUUAAGAACUUGCCAUAGUUUGCUGUGGUCGACACAGUCAAAGGCUUUUGCAUAGUCAAUGAAGCAGAAAUAGAUGUCUUUCUGGAACUCUCUACUUUCUCCAUAAUCCAGCACAUGUUUGCAUGGCGCUUACUCGCAGGUAAGUGGGAUCCAGGCUGGCCCUGCAACCGAGCCUGCUCAGCGGGGGCGGCCCCGCGCAUUUGGGCCCCUGGGGGGGGUGUGACUCCAUCCUUCAUGGAGAUCACCUGUGUUCCGCGGCAGGUGAGGCGAGGGGGCGUGUGUUCGAGGGCGGGGCGUGUCUUGGCGGGGAAAGCGAAAGUAAAGCGCCUGCGGCAAACUUUCGAUUUCGUUUCCUGCGGCUGGACAAGGGAGCAGCUGUUCUGGGCGCGCGUGUAUCUGCGAGCGGAAUCCUUGCAGCCGGAGCCAUGAGCUGGACGCAUUCGGCCUCUCCGUCUCCCUUGCCAAGGGGCGCCUCGCCGGGCGACCCCUCUGCCUGCCCCCGGGAUGGGGGCGCUUCGGGGCCGGAGGGCGGGCAGGAGCAGCGGCCGCAGCAGUAAGUAGCCCGGGCGCCCUCAAACUCCCCCGUCUGAAUUAAUAAGAGGGAAAGAUAAGCAGAGCCGUCUCAUUCCAGUGACCCAUUUCGUCCCGUAUUAGGAGCUAUUUCUUGCUUUAUUUCUUUUUAAAAAUAAUUUCUUACUGAAGACUUUCUUAGUUUGCAAAAGUACAUGGUCGCUUCUCUUUUCAGGUUGCGUUUUCCACCGGUCUGUUGCAUUAAUGGCGAUUGUAUUGCAUUGAAUAUUUCUUGCUUUCUCUGAAGCUCAUUAUUCUCUUCCCUUCAUUUCAAUAGGGACCCCAGUCAUGUCCGUCGGUAUUGGCAGCUCCCCUUGUUUCCUAUCCACUCUCGACUUGUUCCCAGUGGGUGGCAUUUAUUCGUUUAUUUAUUUAGUGUAGCGCUACUCCGUUGUAGUGUAUCAAACUCUAGCGUUGCCGGCACAGGCCUGUCAUUAAGAAACCUAGUUGUCGACUGCCAAAUAAUAUAUUUUAAGAACCUCUUUGUGGUCCUAGGAGCUUUUGGGUUGAAUUUGUAAAGUAUCCUGGAUAAAAGGGCCCUUACAUAGUCCAGUAAACUACUGCGAUUUUCAGAGUAUGCUGCCAUCUAAUGUGAAUGAUGCUAACAAGGUACCACCAGCUCUGUUAUAAUAGUUUGUGCACACAUCUCCCUCACUUAGAAAGCAUGGUUCCCAGCAGUUUACCAUUUGUCCCACAGCUCUCCAUGGAAAAACCUGUCAUUUUCCGCUGAAGUGGAGCGGAUGGCGAUCCAUUGAAACCCGGUUGACAUUUUCUCCAGUUCAGUGGCAAUGAGGGGGCUACCUGUGAGAAAGCAGCAGGACAAGCAGAAGUCCUGCUUGGGCUGGGUGUUCAUCAGUAUGCAGAUGACACCCAGCUCUACCUCUCCUUUAAAUCAGAACCAGUGAAGGCGGUGAAGGUCCUGUGUGAGUGCCUGGAGGCGGUUGGAGGAUGGAUGGCGGCUAACAGAUUGAGGUUGAAUUCUGACAAGACAGAAGUACUGUUUUAGGGGGACAGGGGGACAGUGGGUGUGGGGGAUUCCCUGGUCGUGAAUGGGGUAACUGUGCCCCUGAAGAACCAGGUGUGCAGCCUGGGAGUCAUUUUGGACUCACAGUUGUCCAUGGAGGUGCAGGUUAAUUCGGUACGCAGGCUAAGACCCUACCUGCCCACGGACUGUCUCGCCAGAGUGGUGCAUGCUCUAGUUAUCUCCCGCUUGGACUACUGCAACAUGCUCUACGUGAGGCUACCUUUGAAGGUGACCUGGAAACUGCAAUUAAUCCAGAAUGCAGCAGCUAGACUGGUGACUGGGAGUGGCUGCCGGGACCACAUAACACCGGUCCUGAGAGAUUUGCAUUGGCUCCCAGUAUGUUUCCGAGCACAAUUCAAAGUGUUGGUGCUGACCUUUAAAGCCCUAAAUGGCCUCGGUCCUGUAUACCUGAAGGAGCGUCUCCACCCCCAUCGUUCAGCCAAAACACUGAGAUCCAGCGCUGAGGGCCUUCUGGCAGUUCCUUCAUUGCGAGAAGUGAGGUUACAGGGAACCAGACAGAGGGCCUUCUCGGUAGUGGCACCCAUCCUGUGGAACACCCUUCCUUCAGAUGUGAAGGAAAUAAGCAGCUAUCCUAUCUUUAAAAGACAUCUGAAGGCAGCCCUGUUCAGGGAAGUUUUUAAUAUUUAAUGCUGUAAUGUUUUUAACACUUGAUUGGGAGCCGCCCAGAGUGGCUGGGGAAACUCAGCCAGAUGGUGGGGCAUAAAUACCGUAUUUUUCGCACCAUAGGACGCACCAGCCCAUAGGACGCAUCAAGUUUUUUUGGGGGGGAAAUAAAGAAAAAAAAAUUUAUUUCCCCCCCAGGCGCUUGUGGGGCCGGCAGCAGGGAGAAGCGCUCUUCUCCCCGCAGUCCGCCUUCAGAUCAGGUCCGGGGACAGCGGGAAGACGCGCUGCGCCUCCCAGCUGUCCCCGGAGCUUGCGAGGCAGGCAGCGGGGAGCAGCGCGCUGAUCCCGGCCGCCUGCCGUGAGAUCAGGUCCGGGGACAGCGGGGAGACGCGCUGCGCCACCCAGCUGUCCCCAGAGCUUGCGGGGCAGGCAGCGGGGAGAAGCGCUCUUUUCCCCGCCGCCCGCCUUCAGAUCAGGUCCGGGGACAGCGGGAAGACGCGCUGCGCCUCCCAGCUGUCCCCGGAGCUUGCGGGGCAGGCAGUGGGGAGAAGCGCUCUUCUCCCCGCCGCCCGCCUUCAGAUCAGGUCCGGGGACAGCGGGAAGACGCGCUGCGCCUCCCAGCUGUCCCCGGAGCUUGCAAGGCAGGCAGCGGGGAGAAGCGCUCUUCUCCCUGCCGCCUGCCUUGAGAUCAGGUCCGGGGACAGCGGGAAGACGCGCUGUGCCUCCCAGCUGUCCCCGGAGCUUGCAAGGCAGGCAGCGGGGAGAAGCGCUCUUCUCCCUGCCGCCUGCCUUGAGAUCAGGUCCGGGGACAGCGGGAAGACGCGCUGCGCCUCCCAGCUGUCCCCGGAGCUUGCGGGGCAGGCGGCGGGGUCUUCCCGCCGUCAGCCUCCAAACCACUUCGGGAGACAGUGGGAUGGCGGCGUUCCACCUCCCUCUGUCCCCCGACCUUGUGGGGCUGGCGCUGGGGCUCUCCUGAAGCCUGGAGAGCGAGAGGGUCGGUGCGCACCGACCCCUCUCGCUCUCCAGGCUUCAGUGAAAGCCUGCAUUCACCCCAUAGGACGCACACACAUUUCCCCUUCAUUUUUGGAGGGGAAAAGGUGCGUCCUAUUGGGCGAAAAAUACGGUAAUAAAUUAUUAUUAUUAUAUAUUAAGUGUGGUUGAGCCCUAACUGGCAUGUUCCUGAGUCUUUAGGAGUCAUUUGUGGGAAGCAGCCAACCUGUUCCUACAGGUAUGAAGAGAAAACCAAACAGCAGGUCUGGUCAAAACCUCUGUCUCCGUUGAAGGCGGCCAGCUCUCAUGCGCAAAGCAUGUGAAACCUCCUUUGGUGUAGCGUGUAGACAUUUCUCAUCUUGCAAAGGGGAGUUUGGGAAGCUUUGCAAGACCACGCCCUACCUAGAAACUUUAUUGAGUCAUGCUCUGGAAAACUCCCAUGGCUACGUAGCAGGAAGUAAAAAUAGGAAGUGUUUAGUAAAUCCACUAGCUCAGCUUGUUGUGCCAUUUCCAGUACUCAGUUUUUUAGAAACUUGAACACAACAUUAAUUGUCUCUUAGGUGCAACUGCACAGUCCUUGUGUGUUGCUGUUUGCGAAUACGUUCCGAAAUCGAGACAAUCCACAAAAUUGGAACAACAAAAUGCACUCUGCUUGUUAGCUCAGCUUUUGGUUAAUUGGAAUUGGGUUUUGAAUAAACUAUUGGGGGCUUUUUCACUAAUCAGUUCAUGAUCUGAUCACCACCUCCCUCAAGCACUCCAACAGCAUUAUUCUGAAGUCUAAUGUAGACGAAAUGAGAGUGCCAUUAUCAUAGCUGCCAAUGCGUACUUUAAAAGGCUGCAUGGGGCUCCAAACUGGAUAAAUAAGGGCUGCAGUACUGAGAGUUUAUGUGAGAAUCAUUUUUCUCCAUGUAAUUUCGCUUAAUCUCUUUCCCUGAGCUGCUUUUUGCCCUGCUGAGUUAUUGGGAGUCUUCUGGACCCAUCCAACUGGGUCCUAAGAAGAAGCUGUUUCCCUAAGAGUUUGAUUGUUUCUGCUGCAGCGUGAGCAGCAUGGGAAUCUAGGAUGUAUUGUUUAUAGUCAAUGACGAGCAUAGCUUCCUGCAAAAAUGCCCUACCAAUUCAAAACAGGCUUGUAUUAAAAAACAAAAAUGUACAGUGGUACCUCAGGUUAAGUACUUAAUUCGUUCCGGAGGUCCGUACUUAACCUGAAGCUGUUCUUAACCGGAAGCACCAACUUUAGCUAAUGGGGCCUCCUGCUGCUGCCGCGCCGCCUAAGCACAAUUUCGGUUCUCAUCCUGAAGCAAAGUUCUUAACCUGAAGCACUAUUUCUGGGUUAGCGGAGUCUGUAACCUGAAGCGUAUGUAACCUGAGGUACCACUGUAUUUGAAAGCUACUUCUUAGUAAAGUCGGCCCAGUCGUGGCCGACUCUGGGGUUGCAGCGUUCAUCUCACUUUAUUGGCUGAGGGAGCCAGCGUACAGCUUCCGGGUCAUGUGGUCAGCAUGACUAAGCUGCUUCUGACGAACCAGAGCAGCGCAUGGAAACGCCGUUUACCUUCCCGCCAGAGCGGUACCUAUUUAUCUACUUGCAGUUUGACGUGCUUUUGAACUGCUAGGUUGGCAGGAGCUGGGACCGAGCAACGGGAGCUCACCCCAUCGCGGGGAUAUGAACCGCCGACCUUCUGAUCGGCAAGUCCUAGGCUCUGUGGUUUAACCCACAGCGCCACCCGCGUCCCUAAGCUACUUCUUAUAUUACUACAAAAUGUGCAAUCCACCCUUCGUCCGUAUCGGUAUCGGGGCACAGUGCCACAAACAAAAUAACCAAACCUCAGAAAUGGAAUUUCACAAGCAUAACAAAUUAAGACUGCUAAAACUAUCAACAGCACAGCUGGGUUAAGCAAUCAAAACUAAAACUCUGAAAAUGCCUGGAUGAGGAAGUAUCCCAAAGCGACGGAGUUGGUGCCAGACAGACUGCUUUGAGGAGAAAGCAGUCUAUACCCAGAGUGCCAUUGUCCAUUAGGGUCUCUCAUGUAUUGCCACGUAAUGGAUUUUCGUAGAUGGUGGAAGCUGAAGAAGAUGCCACUCCUCAGCCCCAGACGAAAGGCGCAGGCAGGCUAGAAUAGAAUAGGAAGAGGUGGUCCUUGAUGAGUGUCGUCUAAGGCUUUAACAUGCACCUUCAAUUGGUCCAGGAAGUGAACAGGCAGACAAUGGAGUAAUUCUUCUAGAAUUGGUGUCCUGUUGUUGCAUCUGACUGAAUUGAUUAAAAACGUAGCAAUGGCAGCCUCACGUGCAGUGUGUUAAAGUAAGGCAGCUGGGAAAUGACCAGAGCACAAGAUACAGUGGUACCUCGGGUUACAUACACUUCAGGUUACAGACUCCGCUAACCCAGAAAUAGUACCUCGGGUUAAGAACUUCGCUUCAGGAUGAGAACAGAAAUCGUGCUCUGGCGGUGCAGCGGCAGCAGGAGGCCCCAUUAGCUAAAGUGGUGCUUCAGGUUAAGUACAGACCUCCGGAACGAAUUAAGUACUUAACCUGAGGUACCACUGUACUGUGGCCUAACACUCUCUGUCCAGAAAUGGUCCUAACUGGGGAACCAUCUGAAGCCAAAAGAAGGCCACGAAAGACAUUUUCAUCUCCAGGGACAAUGUUGGAUCCAGGAGUCCUCACAAGUUAUGUAGAUGCUCCCUGAGAGAGACUGCAGUCCUAUCAAGACCAGGCAGGGCACCUAAAUCUCUGGUUGGAGAACUAUCUCCAUCUUGUCAGUAUUUGGUUUACUGGUCUCCCACUUUGACCAUUAGAGCCCACAGUCCAGAACCCCCAGGUCAGGUAAGUGCGGUUUUGAGGUGGCAAUGGGUAGGGCUGGGAGAGCCGGAGCUGCUUUUUUGCUGUUGCCAGUGCUGGGCCUGGUGGCAGCCUGGGCCUGACUCUGCAAUGCGCAGGGUGCAAUCCACCCCAGCGCCUAGCGCAUCAGGGCCUUCGGAUGUUGCCAAGGGGCGCAGGGCCCCUUGGCAGUGUUGGCCAGCUCUGCAAGGGGUGGGGUCGUCUGGUGCUGCUGCUGACAUGCACCUAGUAAAUAACAAAGUGUCUACUCAGAAGAAUGUUGAUGUUGUUUAGUCAUUUAGUCGUGUCCGACUCUUCGUGACCCCAUGGACCAGAGCACUCCAAGCACUCCUGUCUUCCACUGCCUCCCACAGUUUGGUCAGACUCAUGUUCGUAGCUUCGAGAACACUGUCCAACCAUCUUGUCCUCUGCCGUCCCCUUCUCCUUGUGCCCUCCAUCUUUCUCAGCAUCAGGGUCUUUUCCAGGGAGUCUUCUCUUCUCAUGGGGUGGCCAAAGUACUGGAGCCUCAGCUUCAGGAUCUGUCCUUCCAGUGAGCACUCAGGGCUGAUUUUCUUCAGAAUGGGUCGGUUUGAUCUUACAGUCCAUGGGACUCUCGAGUCUCCUCCAGCACCUUAAUUCAAAAGCAUCAAUUCUUCGGCAAUCAGCCUUCUUUAUGGUCCAGCUCUCACUUCCACACAUCACUACUGGGAAAACCAUGAAUUUAACUAUACAUACCAGAAGAAAGCUGCACCAAAUUCAGUGGGCCUUACUCCCAGGUGAGAUUGUGUGGGUCUGUCGGGUUUUAUCUAGGCCAGGCUUCCUCAACCUCGGCCCUCCAGAUGUUUUGAGACUACAGUUUGCAUCAACCCUGAUCACUGGUCCUGCUAGCUAGGGAUCAUGCGAAUUGUAGGCCAAAAACAUCUGGAGGGCCAAGGUAGGCAGCCAGGGCUCCUCCAGAUAACAAGAUCUUUUUCCAGCAGGUCAGUGAGGACCACUUGCUUUUUAAAAUUCUCCCAUAUAUACCGAACUCCCUGUGCACCUUUUUGACUGUAUCUGUAGUUUCCCCCCUCUGUGUCAAAUAACUAGGGUCAAAUAAAUGUUGUUUUCUUUUUAUAAUACCUGGAAGAUGGAUCUCCCUUGGGAGGUUCUGGACUCUCCUUCCUGGGAGGUUUUUAAGCAGAGGCUGGAUGGUCGUCUGUCAUGGAUGCUUUAGCUGAGUUUCCUACAUUGCAGGGGGCUGCACUAGAAAGAUUACCUUUGGGGUCCCUUCCAGUUCCAUGAUUCUGUUUUUCUGCUUCAACAUUAUUUCAUUAUGUUCCUAUCAUUUGAUGUAAUAGUAUUUUGUAUAAAUUAUAAAAGUAUAAAUAAAACAUCUCCUAUUUACAAGCAAAGCAUUUAAAUAGCUACCUUUCCACCGGUAGGAUGGGGGUAGCCAGGAUUUUUCUUGGGGGGAAGACAGAACCUCAGAUUUGUAUUGACUUUUUUUCUUAUUGGGGGGCAGCUGCCCCCCUGCCUCCCUUGGCUACAUCCAUGGGGGGCACAGGAAGGAAACAAGGUCAGAAGGGGGCCACAUUCAGAAAAAGGUUGUGAAACACUGGUGUACACAGAUCAGAUGCAAGCUGAUAUUGAUAGUUACCGUAUUUUUCGCUCUAUAAGACGCACCAGACCACAAGACGCACCUAGUUUUUGGAGGAGGAAAACAAGAAAAAAAAUGUUCUGAAUCUCAGAAGCCAGAACAGCAAGAGGGAUCGCUGCGCAGUGAAAGCAGCAAUCCCUCUUGCUGUUCUGGCUUCUGGGAUAGCUGCGCAGCCUGCAUUCGCUCCAUAAGACGCACACACAUUUCCCCUUACUUUUAAGGAGGGGAAAAGUGAGUCUUAUAGAGCAAAAAAUAUGGUACUUACAGCAACUCUCUAAUGAAAGCUUUAAGAACAGUCAGCCUGAGAAGCAACCGCUUGCAUUUCUGCAGGGCGCAGAAAUUACAUAAUUAGGUUGUACAGAUGUUAAAAUCCAUUUGCUACACGUUCAUGUGCCUAAUUAACUGAAAACAUGUCAUAUAGAAAAGGGUCAGCAAGAGUUGUAUUGUGCGAAAAUGCAGCAGUUUUGCAACAAAGGUAAAUUAGGUCAAACUGCCACAUUGCAUUUUCAAUCCCCCCACCGAACUCAGAAUAUUGCUGAGUUUAGAUGCACUAUAUGUUAUCAUCACUCUCUAAUGAUGUACAAUAAACGGGGAUAUCAUACUAAAAGAGGAAAUCAGGGUACGUGCAGUCUAGUCUUUGGGUAUCUCUUUAAUUCUCUGCUAGUGUUUGGCAACCCUUUCCUUCUGUGCUCCAACUUAUAAAUCACUUUGGCUUCUCCUUUCCUUACAGGUGUCAUUGCUAUUCUUGCUGACUUGCAGAGCUAUCAUACAGAGUGUUAAAUGUAUUUGGAUCUUGCCUUGACAGAUUGUGUAGAAGGGCUCUUGUUCCCAGGCGGUGUUCUGUAAGCGUCUCACAGAACUGAGCAAAGGCCUCUGUCUGCAUAAUAAAAUAAGAUUUGUUGCAUUUCCCCGUGUGCUGACAUUUCCUGUGUAUGCCACAACUUUCUCAUAUCUUAAAAAAAUGCUAGAAUCUAUCUUUUGCUGUUACCAAAAGCUGCACAAGCCUUUAACUUUGAUGCCAUGGAAAUGAAAUGAGAAUCUGGCCGGGCUUGUGACAGAGUUCUGCUACUGCGCUUGGCAGCAGACAUUACGAUUAUGAUCUAGGAAGUUUUGUCCUGGGAAAUAAAAAUACAUCCUUCCGACUUCAGAAGCGUCUGUAAGGACACAUUCACCACUCGUCUUCCUCUGUAGCAGGGAGAAGGCAGCAUAACUUCAGGUAGGGUGGUGGCGGCAGUGAAGGAAAAAUUUUGUUUUCUGUGCGAAGUACCAGAGAGGUUAGAAUAGGUAAGGAAGCAAAUAGAAGCACUAGGGCAGCCAUUCUGAAAAUGCUUAAGUUCAUAUUUCUUCUGAUAAAUACUAAUUAAAAGAAAUAUGAACGAACUAUUUAUAUAUUACUUACUAUAAUUAUUUAUAGCCCGUGCUUCAGGAUAAUGCUUCCAAGGCAGUAUACAAUUAAAUUGAUCCCAAGUGAGACUUUUUUCUUUUCUUUAGGGCUUCUCUUUCUGGAGUUUUCUUUCAGAUUUAUUUAGCUUCAUACAUUUCGGGAGAGAAGCAGCUGUAUCUUUUCAUAGCUGGCAAAAUGAAACUAUGGAUGGCAUUGGAGCUCUGGCUGUGUACACAUUAAUGGCUUAAAUGUUGAAGUAAUUUACCUUCUCCCUCUGAAUUUCAAUUCACAUUUGCCCUUUGCUGUACACACCAGAGAGGGGUCGGGGAUGUCAUCACCCAACAAGCGUUGCCUGCUUGGUUUUCCUGCCCCUGCAAUGCGCGUACACACAGAACCCCUGUUUGUGAAGGUGUCACCUGUGAAUGCUCAUUCAUCUGAACGUGCACAAUGAUUCUCUCAAAUGCACACACCAGAUUCAACAUGAGAAUGUGGCCCAACUUUUCUAGUUGCAUUGAAGCAGGUUUGAAGAAAAACAAAUACCAGUGGUUAUCUAGAACUCCAGCCCUUCAGAUGUUUUGAGACUACAAUUCCCAUCAUCCCUGACCACUGGUCCUGUUAGCUAGGGAUGGUGGGAAUUGUUGUUCCAAAACAUGUGGAGGGCUGGAGUUUGCCUAUGCCUGAUCUAGAAACUACAAAAUCGGUAUAGAUUGUAGGUAACGUGUAAAUAUGACUUCAAAAAUAGUGGGAGUGCACUGGAUAGCAAUGUGUACUCUGUGUGUACCCAUGUUUUUACUCAGAGGAGACACAUUGAAAUUAAUGAGCAUGACUAAGUUAUGUCCAUUACUUUCAGUAAUUCUACUAUGAGUAAAACAUUGGGUUUUUUUUACUCUUAUGAAAUAUGGUUGCCAUAUUUCAUAGCAACCAUCACCAUCAUUUUCCAUUGAGGGGAAAGACUGGAUCUGUGCAAGAAAUAGUUUUGGAGGGUGGCAUAUGAAUGUCCCUGUCUCAAAUGAAAUAAAUACAACUAAAAAUCUACAACAGUCUAAAGACACAUCUAGUGAAUGCUAGAUAGUAAUGUAUUUUCUCUCUCUCCCUCCCGUGUCUCUUCUUCCAACCUGCAACCUCCCUAGUCUGGGUGCCUUUGCUGUGAUUCCUCCAAAUCCAGUAAGGAGGAAUCAGUUACAGAAAAGUAAGUACGUUAUCCUGUUGAUGAACCUCUUCAUAGCGUAUCAGUUCCUGGGUUGUAUGUUGCCUUUGUGGGCAGGAAUAGAUUCUUGCUCACAAGUCUUCCUUCUUGCUGACAAGUCCUGAAAAGAGGACGGGUGUCGCUAAUCUAGAAAGUUGCAGAUGAUGUAUGAAAGUGCCUCAAACCAUCUGGGCUAGAUUAGUAAAUGGUAAUAGGCAGCUCCUUAUGCCUCAAUUUUAACAAAGCGCACCUCCUAAUUGGUGUGCUCUAUAGCUUUUUUCGGGACACGGGUGGCGCUGUGGUCUAAACCACUGAGCCUCUUGGACUUGCUGAUCAGAAGGUCGGCGGUUCAAAUCCCCGCGACGGGGUGAGCUCCCGUUGCUCAGUCCCAACUCCUGUCAACAUAGAAGUUCGAAAGCAUGCCCAAAGGUGCAAGUAGAUAAAUAGGUACUGCUCCAGUGGGAAGAUAAAAGCAUUUCCAUGCACUGCUCUGGUUUCAGUUGUUCUGUUGUGCCAGAAGCAGCUUAGUCAUGCUGGCCACAUAACCCAGAAAAACUGUCUGUGGACAAAUGCCGGCUCCCCCGGGCUAUAGAGUAAGAUGAGCGCUGCAACCCCAGAGUCGUCCGUGACUGGACUUAACUGUCAGGGGUCCUUUAAAGGUAAAGGGACCCCUGACCAUUAGGUCCAGUCAUGGCCGACUCUGGGGUUGCGGCGCUCAUCUCGCUUUAUUGGCCAAGGAAGCCGGCGUACAGCUUCCGGGUCAUGUAGCCAGCAUGACUAAGCCGCUUAUAGCAAACCAGAGCAGCUCACGGAAACUCUGUUUACCUUCCCACCGGAGGGGUCCUUUACCUUUUUAUAGCUUUUUUUCAGCUAGAGAAUAUUUUUAUUGGGCAACUCAUACGUUAUUAAAGUAUAAACAAACAUACGGCCUUUGCAAUUCAUUUGCACGUGGGUGGAUCAGAUGAGAUCUUUUUGUUCUGUCUUGAAAGUAUUCUGAGGACUACAACCUCAUUUCUGCAUUUUGUAUAUCCACUGAAAGAUUGACUUAAUUGGAUCUCACUCCUUUCACUACUGCAAGACUUCUGCCCCUGUGGUCAGGGUAUCAUGACCGACUUCAGCUAUUACAGUGUAAUCCUACAAAUGUGUUGUUGGAAGCAAGCCUACACCUUGCAAGUGGCCUAAAGUUACCUUUUGCAAAUUAUAGUGCCCUGUAGAAGUCAUGGGCGUUGAUGGGUGGCAGAGCCUUGCUCUCCAGGGCCGGCCCACCCACAAGGCAAGUUGGGGUGACUGCCUCAAGCGGCAGAAGCCCCUGUGGGCACCUUGCCACCAGCGCAGUGACACAUUCCCAUUUUGCCUCAAGCAGCACUUGAGACCACCAAGUGAUCACUGACACUAACCUUGUGAGACAUGUGGAGGCCAUUUAUUUUCUGCCUGGCCUGAUACCUUUUCCUUGCAGUAUUUUGACUCUUUGCUUCACUUACCAUAUUUCAGUUGCUACCAAAGAGUUGGAAGACCUGGAGAAAUGGAAGGAACGGCACAGGCCGGGGCUAAUUACCUUGACACCCCAGAAACUGGGUAAGCGAACAAGGGGGGAAAAGGGAAAUACAUUUGAGAUGCUGUGUUUUUCUUAGCUUAUUUUGAAGAAUUCCGAUUGUUUCCCACCGUUCGAUUGUUGUGAGAAUUAAAACUUCCUCUCUUUGGGGAAAUGGAAGCUUCAGGGGCCAGAUCAUCAGGCUUCUAUAACUUUGAAGCUUUAUAUCACACACUUGGUAACCUUGAACAAAUAGUGUAGGAAUUCCCAUAAUUAUUGAAAUAUUCCACUUCCACAGCUGACACCCAGGCCGGCAGCUCCAAUGUCUAGCUGAUCUACAAAGCCAGGGAUAAAAGCAAAUAAGAUCACAGAACUCAUUGUCUCUUCCGUAAUGGAGUCACAAGCAAUAACUAGCAUGGGUUUAUAAAUAGUUUGUGCCUGAAAAACAUGAUUGGAACUGUUUAUCACUUUGCAUUAAGUGAUUGUGGCCGUGUUAGCAUUUUGCCCUGAGUCAACCAUAUAAUGUACUUCAUAAACGUACCUGGAAUAUCAAAAUUUCACUACUGAAUAGCUUGAAUAAACUGACGGAAGUGAUGGAAAAUAGCAAUGAUGUGUUGAGUAGAGGCAGAAGCCCAGAAUAUCUGCUUCAAACAUUGACUAAGCAAUAGUAGGGUUCCUUCCACACGAGAGCUCUUCAGUGCUGCAGAGGCAUUCUGCUGGAAGCAGAAUUUAAUACUGUAUAGUGUUACAUUAUGCCUCCUGGAACCUUCAUUUCCAUUAGCAGUGUCCUUUCUCAUGCCUAGGGACACGGGUGGCGCUGUGGGUUAAACCACAGAGCCUAGGGCUUGCCGAUCAGAAGGUCGGCGGUUCGAAUCCCUGUGACAGGGUGAGCUCCCGUUGCUCGGUCCCUGCUCCUGCCAACCUAACAGUUCAAAAGCACGUCAAAGUGCAAAUAGAUAAAUAGGGACCGCUCCGGCAGGAAGGUAAACGGCGUUUUGGUGCGCUGCUCUGGUUCACCAGAAGUGGCUUAGUCAUGCUGGCCACAUGACCCGGAAGCUGUACACCGGCUCCCUCGGCCAAUAAAGCGAGAUGCGUGCCACAACCCCAGAGUCGGUGACGACUGGACCUUUACUUCUCAUGCCUAAGAUCUAUGCCAGGGGUGGCCUGAAGUGAAGGACAUGAGGCAGGAGUUGAUAAUGCAAGUGAGCUGUGCACAGGUGAGCUGCAAGCAAGCUGCCGACCAGCUGCGUGGAGACUCCUUUUAUUGACACAAUAUGCAAACCCAGGCAGAUACAUUUUGGGCAGUGACCUUUACACAUCUUCCAGUCCCAGGAUUGUGGGGUGGUACAAAGUUAUUUUGGCACCUGUUUCCACCGCGUCAUUUUCCCCUUGCACAAUGUAUGACGAAAGAGACAAAGGUCUUAGGGACAAAGUUUACAGACAGGACACCACAGACUACUGAGACCGCAAAAGGUUAGACAGAGGGCACGAUGUUCAGACAGCUGUGGCUUUAUCUGUGAAAGGGGAGUUUGCGCCACACCCCAAGGUCACGCGUGCAGGCAGGCUGAGGCUGCGGCUGCCUGCGGGUGGGGAGUGUGCUCCACGCCCAGCGAUCAUCCCUACAGUGGCCAGCUCUCAAGAGACUGCAAUCUACUCUGGCAGUGAUCAACCCCAUUUUUGGGGGUGCAGGGCAAAAAUGUUGAGCUUUUUUUUUAAGCCAUUCAACAAAGGCCUCUUCCAGCAUUAAGGAAAAGUUACCUGUCUUUAAUGUUUACUUGUUUUAUGGGGGGGGGGUGUAGUGGUGAAUAGCCUCUGCCAUGGGCAUCCUUCAAAGCUUCCCCAGUGUCUGUCCUGGGGUGGGAUUUGCAAAAACUGGGGAAGGAAAAAAGGCAAGAAACUCAGAAAUAAAAAGUAAUCGCCUUGCAGAACAAUACAGGGUUAAACGCCAUCUCCCUCUCCCAAACUAACGGAUAGUGCUAUGUAGAGAAUUAAAUACAUUGUCCUAGGUGGGGUUUUGUCUCCCUGUUGACUUUCACUGGGGAUGUCCUGGAUACAUCCCUGCAUCUGCAAGUUUUUUUUGUAGCCAUAACCAUUGUGUCAGCAAUGAAUCCCUCAGCUAGCAUACAAUGUAGUUUAAUGCUGCCUCUGAUAAUGCCAUUAUGUUGAGAGUGAACUUCAGAACAGAUGAUGCAUUUUUGUAUUUAUAGGUGGAAGAAUAUCGGAGGCCGAAGUGAGGCAGAAACAGCAACUUGAGCACAUCCAAUCUAAAUACCAGCAAAAGGUCAGGCAGGAUGCGACUGUCGGUUCCUUGGUCACAGCGUGGAACCAGUAGAUGAAUUUGUUGCUUUACCUUAACUUUUUUAUUUUUAAAGGAAACAAGUGCAUGGAAACACUGGUCACAAGAGGAUAAAAUUCUGAAGCAGAAAUUUCUGAACUCAAUAAUUAUCCUUUAUUUUUUUAUUUUACAAGAUUCCUUAACUGCUGUUUACCACAAGGUCCCAGGGUGUGUCUGUGUCUGUUAAAAACAAAUAAAGCUGUUACAGCCAUAAAAUACUCUAUUUACUCGAAUCUAGUGCUCACCAUUUUUUGGUCAAAUUACGUUGCGAAAAUUAAGGUCCACAUUGGAUUCGAUAGCACGUUUACAUUCGCCAGCAAAUACUUUUUUUUGGUUUCGAGGUUCUGUUUGUCAGUUUCCUCCCUGAAAUGUGAGAAGUUAGCUUGCAGGUAGGUGUCUGGUCUGUAAAGUGACAGAACUUUUUCUCUCUCUCUCUCUCUCCUUGUAGCUGAAGAAAGAAGAAUAUGAAAGACGCAAAAGAGAAGCUGAAGAAGCUGACAUUUUAAAAAUGAAAAUGAUCCAGAGAGAGAAAGUAAGAAGACCCACUCAGGCCAUUUUAACAUUUCCCUCCCUCAUGUACCCCUUGCAAAUGGGUGUGUGGGUGUGUCCCUCAAACAAGCUGACGCUACUUGAUAGAAGUAUAGUUGUAAUUACUUGCCAGGACGUGGGUGGCGCUGUGGUCUAAACCACAGAGUCUAGGGCUUGCCGAUCAGAAGGUUGGCGGUUCAAAUCCCUGCGACGGGUUGAGCUUCCGUUGCUUGGUCCCUGCUCCUGCUAACCUAGCAGUUCAAAAGAACAUCAAAGUGCAAGUAAAUAAAUAGGUACCGAUCUGGCGGGAAGGUAAACGGCGUUUCCGUGUGCUGCUCUGGUUCGCCAGAAGCGGCUUAGUCAUGCUGGCCACAUGAUCCGGAAGCUGUACGCCGGCUCCUUCAGCCAGUAAAGUGAGAUGAGCACCACAACCCCAGAGUCAUUCGCGACUGGACCUAACAGUCAAGUAAUUUUUGAUAUAACUGUAAAAACUAUUCUGAAAAUUUAUUAUUCCAAAAAUGAAACCUUCCUCUGGUUGUAAAUAUUAAGGUUAUACCAGCUAAACUGAGUCUUUCUGUUAAAAAAGCAAGAAAAAAGAUUUAAAUCAAGCCUUACUGACUAGUGAUUUAAAUCGUGAUUUAAAUCAAACCCACCCUGGAAGGAAGUCAACUUUAAGCCAUGGUUUAUGACCCGGGGAAGAUCCCUAAAGUAACCAUAGUUAAGAUUAACCAUGGUUUUGCCUUUGCACAGAAUAUCAAACCAUUAUUAAUUGAAAAGAUAAGCCAAAGCUUCCAAUAUCCUCAGCAGCCGGAAGGAAGGGAGGAUCGAUACUAAACCAUCAGCACUGAUUCCAAAGCUGACCAUUAUCCCACAAACUGCUAGGAAUGAAACCCUGGUACCUUUAAUGAGGUUGGCCCUUGUGAAUUGUGUCAGGGGGUGGGGGAAUAAGUCACUGUUACACUUGUACAUUUUUUCAUUGUCCUGUGUGUCUGGUUUUAAAAAGGCCCUCAAAUGAGAGCAGUUAUAAUAGUUAGCAUCUGCCCAGAUCCCUACUUGGCUAUGGAGCCUGCUAGGCUACUCAUAAGUUUGAGAUUUAAGAAUAAAACAGAGAAGAAGCCGUGUAUGCCACCCCGAGCCUAUUGAGGGAAGGGCAGGAUAAAAACGCAUUAAAUAAAUAAAAUAUAUUUACUAGUAAUAAGGGACAAGCAGAUUGCAAAAAAAUUUGGCUGCAGAGAAUCAAGAUUAACUUUAUAUAUUUGGGCCUUCUCUCGGCAUCUGUGUGUUUAGCUUCUGGGUGACCUCUGUUAAUUAUUUUUUACCUGCUGAUAUGACACCUUGUUUUGAUGCCUUCCUAUUAUAGGCCAACAAGCUUGAAGAAAAACAAAGGCAACAAGAAUGGCAAAGACAUCGGAUGUUUGCUGAAGACCACUGCUUGUAAGUUGAGCUUUGCCUUCAGCCUGAAAGGUGAUGCUUAUUGCUUCCUGUGCCCAGUCAACUUGCCACCAAUUCCUGAUAACAAGCAAACAAUAUCCUUCAGUUCUUUUUCUUUUUUUAAAAAAAAUAUAAUUUUUAUUAAUUUUUACAUAUUAGUUAUCAUUCAUACAACAGAACUUCACAUCUUAUACAAUCUUUUUGGACUUCUAUCAGCCCCUCUGAUGGUCUUCCGUUCUUAUAACUUAUUCUGCAUUUCUUAAGUUCCUAUUGCCUUUAAUUAUCUUAACUAACUGUCCCCCUCGUUACCUCCCCCCCCGCAAUAUUUCAAAUAAUCCACCUUACAAAACUUCUUGCAAACCUACAAGCGUAAUAUGAUCAUCACAAUUACUCUCCAAAUAGUCCGUAAAUUUAUGCCAGUCUUCUGUGAAUCUCUGGUCCCGCAGAUUUCGAAUUCUUCCUGUUAAUUUAUCUAAUUCUGCAUCAGUUUCAUCCUCCAUUCUUCUUUUGUUGGUAAUUCUUCUUGUUUCCAAUUUUGUGCCAGUGAUAUUCUUGCUGCCGUCAUUGCAUAUACAAAUAAUUUACAGUCCUUUAUUUUUAUAUCAUCUCCUGCAAUGCCAAGUAAAAAUGCUUCUGGUUUCUUAAUAAAAAUAUCCUUCAGUUCUGGCAGUGUCCUUUUGGAUUCAGGCUCCUAUGCUAUAGUUGAAUAGUCCUGUCCCCUUUUCCUUGUUCCAUGACAUUUCACUCGGCGCAGUGAAUGUGUGACCUACUGUUCUCCUUCAGGGUAGGCUAGCUUCUAUAAAGCAUGAUCACCAUAUGGUUCCUGUCGACACAAUGGCAUCUGAGGUCUUCCCAGUUCCUCUGAAGGCUCUGACCCCACAUCUGCUCCCUGGUCCCUUGAUGAUGAGGUGGGGAAGAUAGUAAGCUUUUUAAUAGAGCGGAAGGGGGAAGUUGGAAGAGCGACAUUCUUUCCUAUGUGCUUUUCAAGGCUUAGAUUAAUUUUACAGGAUCUGAUUCUCAGCAUCCCCUGCUAUAAAUAAAUAGUUGCAAACUAACCCAAGGCAUCGGAAAGGUAGCUAUGUCCUCUUGCAGAAUCUUGGAAGUGGAUAAAAGGGUCCUUGAAGUUUAUGAUGGACAGAGUGCAGUAGUGCAUUUUUCUAGCAAGAUAAGAAAGAUAAGGUCAUUGACAGAUCCUUGGGGUGGUUCAUCUACAGUCCCUGAACAGGUCGGAAUAUGUUUUAGCUUAUUAUUUUCAAGGUUAUUUCUUCUGACACUAAAACAGGUUCUAAAUUUUUGAACUGUAUCCAGCUUAUGGAAUAAAUUACACAUUUUAAAAAUUACUGCACUACUGAAACAUUUUUUAAAAAAAUAUUGGGAAAUAUUCAGAAGAGAAGAGUUAUAGAAUAUGAAUAUAUAAUCAGAGACUGCUACAACAGAAUAAGCAUCCAGGACCUGUCUCUGAAUAUAAAAUGCCAUUCAUUACUCAGAAUUAUCAAACCUAUGACCAGUAAAUAAAAGCUGAUGAUUGAAGACCAUUCUUUGUUAAGAACUCCAUAAACAAAAAUAAAAAUCUGUCUAAUUAUAAACACGAAUCAAACUUAAUUUUAAUAAUAUGACUGUCCCAUUAGGGUAAUAAAAUCAAAGGGAACGUUUGAGAAUUGUUCUAAUAUUAAAACAGAUUCUCAUCCCAUUAGAUGGAGCAGUUUUUUCAUUCACUGUAAAUUUCUAUUUUAGCUACAGUAAAUAAACAGUUCUCCAUAUUUGUAGGAAUCAGACUAAGAACCAAGGGCAGAUGAUUUUCAUGUCUGCUGGAGUUAUUGAAAAUUCCGUCUUUUUGCAAAGAGGUUUGGAUGAUUAAGAGAUACAAGCCUGAAAGAUUCACAGGUGACCUCUUUUGAAUAUUCCAAAUGGGCUCCCAAAGGGUGUUGGCAGUAAAUUGCAUCUUUAAUUAUGAAACCAUGUUGCCAAAGGACUUGAAUUUUUCAGUAACUCCGCUGUCCACAAAAAUCAUUUGCCUCCGGUUCUUGGCAAUAUCACAAUAAAUCUGGAAAUGUUGGGGGUUGCAUUUGUGUACUUUUAAUAGGUGUAAGGUGUCCUCUAUAGAACACCUUAAAAUCUUGUUCCCUAAGAGCAGUGACUAUACAUAGAGUGCUUAACUUCCUCAUUGGAAACAAGUUUCUGCAUUUGUUAAAGUUAGUCCUUUCUCAGCCAUUUUCCAAUAGAAAAAAUCAGGGGCAUGUGUGGAGAGGAGAAUGCAGGCCAGUUCCAUUGCACAGCUCAAACUCCUUGCACUAGGGGAAGUGUCUAGUUGGAUAGCAACUGAGGAUUAAUCCUGUUCUACUCUCAGCAGUGCAACCUACAGCUGUGCAGAGCCUCUUUGAUUGCUCAGCGUAGAUCUUGAGCUGCAAACUUUUUGGCUACCGUAUUUUUCGCUCUAUAAGACACACUUUUUCCCUCCUAAAAAGUAAAGGGAACUGUGUGUGCAUCUUAUGGAGCAAAUGCAGGCUUUGCGCGGCUAUCCCAGAAGCCAGAACAGCAAGAGGGUUCGUUACGCGAAGCCUCUUCAGGGCAGGGAGAGCCUUCCUCCCGCUACCCUGAAGAAGCUUCGCUUUGCUUUCGCUGAAGCCAGAACAGCAAGAGGGAUCGCUGCGCAGCCAGAACAGCAAGAGGGAUCGCUGCAGGUGCGUCUUAUGGUCUGGUGCAUCUUAUAGAGUGAAAAAUAUGGUACUUUGUCUGACCAUUUAUUGUCAUUAUUUAAAGCCUCCCCACUACAGUCAAGAGUGCGAAUCCACUGCAAAUGGGAAUAUCAGCUUGUUUCCCUUGUAUGGCAGAGGUCCUUUUCAGAAGUACUAGAUGUGGUGGUCAAGCUGUCUCUUGCAGUAUGGCAGGAGGCAGAGGGUCCCUAUAACUCCCCAGCUGCUGUGUAUGUUUAAUAUUCUGCUGACCAUCUGGUUUUAGUAGAACUUUGCCAAAAUGUCGCAAGGGUCUGAUGUCUUCAAAUGUAGGAUAUGAACCUUGCCAAUGGAGACCUUUUAAAAUUGUCUAUCCACGUAACUAUUCCGUGUCGUAGAAUUGAUUACUUACGAUUCAAAAUAGGAAUGCCUUAGGAGCAGGGCUUUUUUUUAACGGGAGUUCGCAGGAGCUCAGCUCCAGCACCUCUCAGGUGGGUGCCAUUGCCAUUCUAAGAGAACGAGGGAGGAGUUCGUGGUGACUUCUGGCACCUCUUUUUCUGGAGAAAUGAAAACCCAUUUCCUCCCCUGAAGCCCUCUCAUUGUGUCAUCACUCUAAAGCUUUCUAACUAGGUCUGCUUGCUGCUAUGCCCAGUUUUGUUUUUGCCCUGAUUAUUUGGGCAUGGUCAAGUAUUGAUGGCUAACCAGCAGAAAACUAGGCUUCUGUAGGCAACCUCUUGAGCAUCAUAAUGAAGGCAGUUUGAAUGCCUGUGAGGGUGCUUUCUAAUUGUACCCAUUAAUCUGCCCAUUCAAGCUGGCUGAAAAUGUAGGAGCAGAUUGCCCACACAGAUGGGGAACGCAGGAUGGCUUGCAUGAGUCAAAACCCCUGCAAUAUACACUUCAUGGCUGUAAUUUCCUAUGCGCUAUGGGAUUUAUGUCAACUGUUUCAAAAUAAUAAAUGAAAUCUUGAUGCCUGAAAUUGCCUCCAGCAACACACUAAUAGGUUAGUGUAAAAAGAAGGUAGGCAGGCAGAGAAGCCAAGUCUGCCAGCCAAGAAAGAGACAUGAAAUAACAUUAAGGUAUUGGCAAUAAAAAAAAGCUGAUUGGAAAAGUUAAUGAGAACUGAAAUAAGAUGAUGCCGUGAAAUUUUCUAUUGAUCUUUUUCUGCCUACUUGCUAUCAAGGAAAAUAAGGUUAGAUUACCAGAUACUUGCGCCGUUUAUCAAAAUUCUAUCUCUCUGUGUAUUCAUUCCACUCUUGAGGGGAGAGAGAAAUGAGUGUUGGGCACUGAUCAAGUUUAGUGACUUGAUCUCCAUCUUCAGGUUCUGUGAAGGGCCAGAUGAAUUAUUUUGGGGGUUUAGAGAAAAUCAAAAUAAUAAGUUUUUUUAAAAAGCAUCCUGUUAUGUACUGAAGUUCUCACCCUGGGCCAGCAGGGGGAUACUGUAGAUAGUUCAGGUAUGCAAAUAAGCGAUCGAAAGUGACGUUCAGUGAUUGGCUAGUUACAGAAAAUGGUUACUGUUGCGUUCUAGUGGAGCUCUAUAUAAGCAGGCUGGCUGAACCCUUCAGUUCAGUUCUGUUCUGGCCUGUGAAUAAACAGGAGCUGUUUGAAGAAUCGCAGUGUCGUCUGAUAUGUUCACCCACAACUUAACACAUCCCUUAUAAGAAAUGAAAGCAGGACAUUGUUCUGACAAUGAUUCAACAAUUCUGUCACCUCCCUAGGACAUGAUGAAAAUGAGAGAGCAGAAUCUCAUUGGUAAACUGGAGACAUCUCAGCCUAGAUCUCUAAAUGACUUCACUCAGCUGUUUCGUGUAGAUGUUCUUGCUGAGAUUUGUUCUCCCCCCAAACUGGAGCUACCUGAGCAUGGUCAGAAAAAGAAGCCUUCUGUGUUGCAUUGCUUCCCAAUUCAUUUUCAGGAACUUGAUAGCUAACAAGCAAAAAUCAAGUUGUCUUGUAACCAUUGCACGCCUUUAAGCCUUUGUGGGCAAUGUUUUAUGCAUGGUCCCCCAUUCUGUUUUCCAAAUACUGCAGGAGUUUUCAUUCCACCUCUUUUGCAGCAUUUAGUUUAUUUUGGGUGGUAUUCAACUCAGUUAUGUCUACAAAUUUGAAUCGGUUGACUAAAUUGAAUACCACCCCAUAUUUUUGUAUUCAUUUUAGUUAUGGUCAUCUUUCUGAAAAUUGCCCUUGGAAUAUAAUUCAAGGAUGAUAUUAAAAAAUCAUUUUUUAUUUCUCUUGUGACUGAGCAACAGGAAAGCCAUCCAGCUUAGCCUGCCGCAACUUUAACUAACUUUAGAUAAGGAGGUUUGGAUGAAAUGCAAGACGUUGGUAGCUGCACGUCCUAUGUUUUCUGUGGUUGAGUGUGAGGAAUAUAAUUCUGCUGCUGCUAUAUCCAAGAUGGAAAAACACCUCGGAUACGUGGUUCCACAUGUUUUAGUAUGGCUAAUGAUAGCUUGCAUUCAAGCUGUCCUUGACCCAUUUUAAGAGGUAAUUCAAAAUAGAACAGACUGUUUAGAUGGAUCACAGAAAUGGGAAGGUGGGAGAACCUGUGAGAAUUUUCAGGCUGUUGGACAAAAUGAAUGGACUUGUUUGGAGACAAGUGGAAACUACUGCCUGUUGAGUGGCAGAGUGGAGAUAAUGGAGAACAGGACUUUACUCAGUGUCCAAUGGGUUCUUCUGGUUCAGCAUGUAAUCCAAAAGCAGGUGUGUGGUUGUCUGGCUGUAAACUCAAGAACAGAACUUGGUUGCAGCUUAUGGUUUGUCUAGAGUGAGACAGACCAUGAGGCUGGCUUCAAAUGGCACGCUAAGCCAAACUAUGGUUUAGCUCAUAGCUAUGCAGCAGCAGCAGGACUGCGGGAAGAGCACAGCUCCGGUGUGGUUAUGCUAAACCAUGGUUUGGCUUAGUCUUACAUGCAGACCAGCUCAGCGUGAGAGAAGUUAGCUGGAGAAGAGAGAUUUGGGUUGAGUGGUUGCUACAUGGCAGGGAUAGAAAGAACAAGGAACAGACUGUAUUGUAAUUUUUUAAAAAUAUAUCUUUAUUAAUUUAAAAUAAAUACAUUUAUGAAAAACAGAAAUACAUACAAGUAAACAAACAUACAAAUAACAGAAAAAUCAAACAAACCAUCACACUAUAAGAUAUAAGGAUAUUAAUAUAAUUAUCAUCACAUAUACUCCUGCUAUUGAACACAAUUAUAAAAUUUAUAGAAAAGAAAUUUAAAACUGACUUCCAAUUAAUCUCACUGUACUUUGUCUGUCCAUUGCUUUAUACCGCGCAGUUACAUAUUUCUUAUAUAAUUUCUUUUUACCUCCCUACGAACUUAUAUUUAUACUAUACAGGGAUCAGUUUAAUUCUGCCAAGAUGUUUCCUUUUAUUCCAUAGUUUUCUAAAUAUUCUUUAAAGAUUUUCCAAUCCUUAUAGACUUUUUGUUUUGGUUGGCCUCUUACUCUUCCUGUUGCUUUCGCUAGCUGCAGAUAUUUUACCAUUAGGAUUUGCCAAUCUUCCGUGUUGGGUAUUGUUGUGUAUUGUAAUUUUAUGUUGUGAACUGCCCUGAGAUUGAUGGAUGAUGGGUGAUAUACAACUUUAAUAAAUAAUAAUAAAACACCUUGCUGACAGCUAAGUAAGCAGUUCUCUUUUGUAAUCGGCUAUUUUCUUUGGCAUCUUACUUUCUGGACUCUUUCUGAUCUUUAGUUCUGCUUGCUGUUUCUUGGUCCUCUUGCAGAUCUAGCUACAAUCCAGGAUCUGAUAAAAUGCUGUUCCUAACACCCUGAAAGCUCUGACGGCCAUAUUUGUAUCCAUCUUACAGAAAAAACACUGAAUUGUUGCACAGAUUGGAUGCAAGCCCAUUCAACAGAACACCUUGUCCAAUGAACCACCAUAACCUCCAGCCUACAGCCUGGGUAACUGCUUUGCGUGAAUAUCUUUUGUUUAGCAAGUGUGGAUCGUCCUUUCUGUUUUGAAAACCACAAGGGCUACGAAUUACAUAAACAUGGUGUCAAGGUCUAAAUUCUAGAUAGUUAUUAAUGUAUAUCUUUUUUGCACAUGAUUUACUUUGCAACAGACCAGGAGCCAGUCAUACAAGCAAAUGCAAAGAGAAGAAGAAAACAGGAAACUUCAGCAGAUGAAGGAAGAGCAGCGAAGAAAGGUGAAGAGCAGCAGCAAUCAUAGAACAAGCUUUUUCCAUAGCUUAUUCUACAGCUGUUCCCUUGUUUUGCCCCAUGGCGUCUUAAAGAUGAACAAAUUUAUGAUGGCAUAAGCUUUCGUGGAUUUUCUGGAGUCCACUUCAUUAAAUGCAGGAAAUAGUCUCCUGAAUUGCAGGUGUAAACCUGGUUGGAGAGGUUUGCAAACAGUGAGGUAACAGGGAUAACUUCGAAGGAUCCUUGUGCAGCAAGCUUCAAACACUGUACAGUGGUACCUCGGGUUACAUACGCUUCAGGUUACAACCUCCGCUAACCCAGAAAUAGUGCUUCAGGUUAAGAACUUUGCUUCAGGAUGAGAACAGAAAUCGUGCUCCUGCAGCACGGCGGCAGCGGGAUGCCCCAUUAGCUAAAGUAGUGCUUCAGGUUAAGAACAGUUUCAGGUUAAGAACGGACCUCCGGAACGAAUAAAGUACUUAACCCGAGGUACCACUGUAUAGAGGACAUCUUGGGGAUCUGUUUUCCAACUAUGAUGUUUUUAAUUUGUUAAUUAAAUUUGUAUACCGUCCAUCCUCUGAAGAUCGCAGAGAAAUACAAAAUGAGAACACAGAAUACAUAACGAAACAAAAACAAGCCAAUAAUGGCCGCCUCCCACGAACAAAUUUAUAAGGCUAUAGAAUGUUAAUUAGCCAAAGGCCUGGUUAUAGAGAAAUGUUUUCGCCCAGCUCCUAAAGAUAUGUAAUGAAGGUGUCAGGCAAGCCUACAGUCUUAAAGGUAUUAUCUGCCAAGCUUUUUAAAAAAGAAAAAAGAAAUGUGGUUAGUGUUGCACAUUUAACCAAGCCAUGUAGGUCUAGUUUUGCUUCCGGGAGAAAACAUCAACUUGCAUACUUUUACCACAUUUUUGAAAUCCAGAGGUGAUUACUUCUUGUACUGGAGGACAAGUGCAGAGUUCCAUACUGUUAAGUUGUGGGUGAACGUAUCAGACGACACAGCGAUUCUUCAAACAGCUCUUGUUUAUUCACAGGCCAGGCCAGGACAGAACUGAACUGAAGGGUUCAGUCAGCCUGCUUAUAUAGAGCUCCAGUACAAUGUAACUGUAACAAUUUUCUGUAACUAGCCAAUCACUGAACGUCACUUUCGAUCCCUUAUUUGCAUAACUAUCUACAGUAUCCCCCUGCUGGCCCAGGGUGAGAACUUCAGUACAUAACACAUACCCAGCGGCGUAGCGUGGGUUGUCAGCACCUGGGGCAAGGCAAGUAAUUUGCGCCCCCUAAUCUGGGGCAAGGCAAGUAAUUUGCGCCCCCUAACCCGGGGCAAGGCAAGUAAUUUGCGCCCCCUAACCCCUAACCUGCCGCCGCUGCCAGCUUCUUCUUGCUGCUGCCUGGUCUGGUCUGGUGUGGUUCUCUCCCGCGCUCAGCGCUGCGCUGGGUGGCCGCUGCACUGUCCCUCCUCCAGAUAGUCCCUCGCUCUCUCUCCGCACCGCACGCCUGGCACCCACCCCCUCCACAGUGGGCGGCGACCCAGCGGCUCGGAUCGGAUUUGCACAGCCAGCACUGCAGUGAGAGAAAGUGAGUGAGCCAGGUAGGGGCAGAGAGCUGCGAGUGCGAGCGCGCGCCCCCCAGAUGUUGCGCCCGGUGCGGCCGGCCCCCCCUGCACCCCUCACGCUACGCCACUGCACAUACCAUAGAAUUACAACUGUUUCCCCUAAAGUUUUUACUGUGUCUGAAGCAUUGGAGGAUCCAUCCCUUCUUCCAAGAAGACCCUUGCCAAUGCUUCUGUGACGGUUGAGAACACUAAUUUGCGUACCAGUGAUAACUUAACAAUAGUGGAACCGGUUGUGUUGGUGUGGCUUGGCAGGGCCUUUGAUAGUGAAGUAUAAUGCUAGUUUAUUAUUACAGGAUAAUUGCCUAUUGCGUUCUGCAUGACUGUUAAAUGGUAACUCACAGUUUUUUGCUUUUUAUUGUCAGGCUGAAUUGUUGGAACUUAAGAAAAGGGAAGAGGAGAGAAUAAGAAUGAAAGCGCAUCAGAAUGAGCAGAGGAGGUAAAAUUAGUGGAAGGAAGCCUGUGACUUGUCGUGUGAAACGUUUUUUAGGUUUGAAUUCAGAUGGCAGAUUUUAUGUAUGCUUCAUAUAAUAUGACAAAUGGUUAUAGUUCUGUAGAGCACAGGAGUGCUUUGUGGACCAAAGAGCAGGAUAUAAAUGAUGUUGUUUUAAAAUCUUCUGAAUAAGCUGCAUUAAUCUUUUUCCCAUACCAAAGCUUCCAAGCCUUUUGCCGUGUCUCAUGUGAAGUGUGUAGGAAAUCUGGUGGAAUGCAUUGCCCAAAAAUGCCCAUCACUUUUAUUCUAAACAAAUAUAAUGGGUCCCUCCCAGCUACAUUUCUUGACUCCGAAGGAGACUUCAAGUAUUUAAUCUUUUGUUUUCCACUUAAGUUAAGAGAAUUCAUGCGACUAACUCAAGCACUGCCUUGUAUUACAGCAUACCGCUGGAUUUUUAAAAAUCAGGUUCUGCACUGAUAAAAAAGCAAGGUUGGUUAAUGAGUAUCAAGAGCCAAGGGACGCGGGUGGCACUGUGGGUUAAACCACAGAGUCUAGGACUUGCCAAUCAGAAGGUCAGCGGUUCAAAUCCCUGCGACGGGGUGAGCUCCCGUUGCUCAGUCCCUGCUCCUGCCAACCUAGCAGUUCGAAAGCACGUCAAAGUGCAAGUAGAUAAAUAGGUACCGCUCCGGCAGGAAGGUAAACGGCGUUUCCGUGCGCUGCUCUGGUUCGCCAGAAGCGGCUUAGUCAUGCUGGCCACAUGACCCGGAAGCUGUAUGCCAGCUCCCUCGGCCUAUAGAGCAAGAUGAGCGCCGCAACCCCAGAGUUGGUCACGACUGGACCUAAUGGUCAGGGCUCCCUUUACCUUUACUUAUCAAGAGCCAUAUUGUAAAAAGUUGCCAUUAUAGUCAGAGGUAGCUUUGCAAAAUGAGGAAGCUGUGGGUUUUAAUCGAAUAUAGUCUUCAGGCUAUCUGCACAAUUGGCUGUUGUCAUGAAAAGCAAAGCAAAUUUCUGUACUGAAUUCAAUUUCAUAAUCUCUGCCUUUUGCAAGAUUCUGUUAAUGGUCAUUUCCUCAUUUCUAUUUCUAAGGGUGAAUAAUGACUUUCUAGACAGACUACAAAACAAUAGUCAGCCAGGUGGCGUGUACCAAUCUGGAUGUCUUGGGAAUAUGCAUUUUAUUGCUGACAGCUGGGUAAGUAACAAACCUCAUAUUUCAAAAUCCUGAAGAAGAAAAACAGUGAGGUGUUUUUAAAAAGUCACGCUACCUGAAUAGCCUGGUGUUUGUAAUGUUCACUGUCUGGUGUGGGCAUGGAGCCAGGCUGAUGAAUAUAAAUUCAACAAUCGCUUUCGAGGAGAAAGGAAUCGGGACUUAAAACAAGCUUAUCUAAACACAAAAUGACAGCUGCCCACUUCUGCAGAGUUUAGAUUGCCUUGAAUGUUCUGUUUUAUCACUCCUUCUGUAUACCACAACAGAAAGGGAUCUUGAGAAAAUGUGUUUAUCUGCGGAGGCAGAAGUAAUAGCUCAUAUAUAAGCAUGGCAAGCAAUACAGUCUGUUCAACCUCUAAAUAUAAAAUGUUUAGAAGUUGUUUAAGGGAGGAGCAUUUGGUGCUCUACUAUCGCAGCUUCUGCUAUUUUCACCUGCUCCGAGUAGUACAGGCUGUGGGUGGAGGGCAGAAGAACUAAAAUGCAGGUGUCCAAUUCUCUGAGGACUGAGAAAUAGGGGAAAGGGGGCACUGAUCCCCCUAAUAGUUGUGACCUUGAUGGGUCCUGUCCGCACCCUGGCAUUUGCCUCGGCGUACCUACUGCUGACACCAGGCCUGCCCACAGCUCCAAAUAAAGUGUUUUGUCUUUAUUCCAAACAUGCCGUGCUGCAUCCCCGUCGAUCUUAGAGGUACAUUUGCUCAGAAGCAUAUCUUUCCACCUCACUGUCUUACCUUCGAGCCCCAAAGAAGAUUAUCUUCAUGACUGAAGUGGCUCCUGUUUUUCCUGUAGCAUGCUUGAAAUGGCUAGUGGAGAAAUCGUUCAUUUCUGAAGUCAUACCUCAGGUUGCGUUUUUUUGGGUUAUGGACCACCGAAACCCGGAAGUACUGGAACGGGUUACUUCCGGGUUUCAGCGGUUGCGCAUGCGCAGAAGUGCCAAAUCGCAACCUGCUCGUGCGCAGACGUGCAGCUGCGGGUUGUGAACGUGCAUCCCGCACGGAUCACGUUCGCAACCCGAGCGACCACUGUAUUUUGUUUUAAAGGAUGGUAUAAAGCAGGGGGUCAGCAACCUUUUUCCGCCGUGGGCCGGUCCACCGACCUUCAGACCAUGUGGUGGGCCGGACUAUUUUUUUUGGGGGGGGGAAUGAACGAAUUCCUAUGCCCCACAAAUAACCCAGAGAUGCAUUUUAAAUAAAAGGACACAUUCUACUCAUGUAAAAACACACUGAUUCCCAGAUCGUCCGCGGGCCGGAUUGAGAAGGCGAUUGGGCCACAUCUGGCGCACAAGCCUUAGGUUGCUUACCCCUGGUAUAAAGGUAUGCACACACUUGAACGCUGAGGGUUAACUGACUGCAAACUUUCUGCUGAGAGAUCGGAGGAAUCAGCAGGCAGGCUGCAGGUUUAACUGACCUUACAGCAUUGUCAGCAAUGGGAUUGACUUUGCCGUCCCUGUGGAUUGAAAGCUGUUGAUUUGUCACUUCAGUAUCACCGCUGCAGGAAGGAAAGAACAAGUAUAAGCACCAGAUACUGGAGAAUUUUAGAUAAAAGGUUUUUUUGCAGUGUAUUAGGAGACAAUUAAAAAAAACACUCAUGGCCUAAUAAAAUCACAGAGACGAGUGAACACAAUCCUAGAUGUAUAUAGUAGUGUUUGGAUGGUAAAAAUUAGUGUUUGGGGAGAUCAUCGGACCAGAAAGGCAGCGGAAUGUCUGGAGGUUGUCUAAGCAGAACCAGGAUGGGCGAGAAAAGCCACCAAGCAGCAGCAACUUUGUCUGAUUUUAUUCUUCUUCACGAAGUCUGCUUCGCUGCAUCAGCUUGUUCCACUCCCGGUUCUUUCUCCAGCCUCUUCCCCUCUUCUCCUCCAGCUGUGACAGGACUUGCUUUUAGAGGCAGGCACCAAAUUGCGCAGAGAACUCUUGCAAAAUGUAUCCUAGGAUAGAAUCUCCCUCCUUGGAGGUUAUUAAGCAGAGUUUGGGCAUGUUAAAUUUGAUAGCGCUGUAGUCACUGCUCCUACUUGGUUGAACAAUAUCUUCCAUUUCUUGCCAGGUCCUGAGUGCCACUUAAUCUUAAAUCAAGGGUUUCUGGCCCUCUGCUUGGUUUCACGGCCUAUUGUUCUAGGGCACCUUUAUUUAGGAUAUCUAGAAAUUUUGUGUUAUGUACUGAAGUUCUCACCCUGGGCCAGCAGGGGGAUACUGUAGAUAGUUUUCACUCAGGUCCACAUAUGCAAAUAAGGGAUUGAAAGUGACAUUCAGUGAUUUCUGUGUUUCAGCUCAGUGAUUCAGCUCCGCUCAGAGGGUGGCCGCAUCUGGCUGUGCUCUGUUGUCCAUCGAUCCCACCUUCGUCACCAGUGUUAAGUUGUGGGUGAACAUAUCAGACGACACAGCGAUUCUUCAAACAGCUCUUGUUUAUUCACAGGCCAGAACAGAACUGAACUGAAGGGUUCAGCCAGCCUGCUUAUAUAGAGCUCCACCAGAACGCAACAGUAACCAUUUUCUGUAACUAUCCAAUCACUGAACAUCACUUUCAAUCCCUUAUUUGCAUAUGUGGACCUGAGUGAAAACUAUCUACAGUAUCCCCCUGCUGGCCCAGGGUGAGAACUUCAGUACAUAACAUUUUGCCUCUUAGUUGUGACUGGAGCAUGCAAAGUUAAGUGAAGACACUGCAACACUUCUCCUUUGUGUGACUCCUUCAUUUUAUCAUCCAUUUAAAGAUCACUCUGGGGAUUUUAGUCGUGGGGGAUGAGGGUACAACCACUGUACUGAAAUACUAUUGGAUCUCAGUAUUGCCACCCAGAGUAAUUCUGUGGCAAUGUUUGCCCCUUCUGGGAUUUCUAGCUUGUUAGACUCCAUGUCCUCUUUGUUGCACACCCUUCCCUGGCUCUCCUGUGCAGUUUGCAUCCAGAGAUAACCGUGAUCCAUUGGUUCUCCCCAUUCCACCAGGUUUCGGUCAUGCCUUCCAGAUCUCUGCACUCCUUUAAAACCAUGCACCCCAAUUCAGUAUUAGCACACAUGCAUAUUUUACUCUGUAGCACUUUGACCUCUUCCGUAUUGUUUCCUUGCAACUUUGAUCCCCUUACGCCCCUUUGUAACUAGUUGUUGUGCCACAGCAUAAGAAUGUACUAAUAUAUCAUGAUUUUUUAUAACAGCCUGAACAUUUCCAGUAAAAAUUGAUCUACGGAACCCAAACUACAGAGGGUAAGUGGGGUUUUUUCCCAUCCUCUCAAAAUGGAACUAGAUUUCUAUUAAAACAUUAUGUUGGCUGCCUGAAUUUCUCAGAUAGAUAGAUAGAUAGAUAGAUAGAUAGAUAGAUACAGUGGUGCCUCGCAAGACGAAAAGAAUCCGUUCCGCGAGUCUCUUCGUCUUGCGGUUUUUUCGUCUUGCGAAGCAAGCCCAUUAGCGGUUUAGCGGAUUAGCGCUAUUAGCGGCUUAGCGGGCUUAGCGGAUCAGCUGAUAAGCGGCUUAGUGGCUUAACAGAUCAGCUGUUAAGCGGUUUAGCGAUCAGCUGAUAAGCGGCUUAGUGGCUUAACGGAUCAGCUGUUAAGCGGCUUAGCGGAUCAGCUGAUAAGCGGCUUAGCGAUCAGCUGUUUAGCGGUUUAGCGGAUCAGCUGAUAAGCAGCUUAGCGGCUUGGGGAAAAGGGGGGGAGGGAAAAAACCCUGCAGGAACUCGCAAGACAUUUUCGUCUUGCGAAGCAAGCCCAUAGGAAAUUCGUUUUACGAAGCACCUCCAAAACGGAAAACCCUUUCGUCUAGCGGGUUUUCCGUCUUGCGAGGCAUUCGUCUAGCGGGGCACCACUGUAGAUAGAUAGAUAGAUAGGCAGCUUGCCUCCAGGUAUGUGAAUGAGAGGUGUUCUUACAGGUAUAUGGCAUCGCUGUAUGGGCUUGCAGGCCUACACUUGUUGCCAACAAUAUUGCCCUGUAUGCAGGGACUCAUACAGUUUAUCCACACUUACGGUUCUCCCGUGACUUCUUCUAUUUGUCCCGUAAACUCAGUGUUUGCUGCUGAAUUGGAAAAGGCCUCAAUCCGCAGAAAACCCAUGUCAGAGAGGCCAUGGCGCUGCCGCUCUCUGGUGCUGCGGUCCUCGCCCAGUAGCCAGAUACAGGCUCCAGUGGGUGAAUGUCCCAUCCAUCUCCCCGGGCAGCAAUCGGGGAACGCAACACCCCUGGAUCAAGGGGAAUAAUAGGCCUGCCCUGUUGUGCCUUGUUCAGACCACACCUGGAAUCCCGUGUCCAGUUCUGGGCACCACAAUUUAAGGAGGAUAUUGACAAGCUGGAAGGUGUGCAGAGGAGGGCAACCAAGAUGGCCAAGGGUCUAGAAACGGAGACUUGAUGAGGGAUGGUUGAGGGAACUGGGUAUGCUUUGCCUAGAGACGAGGAGACCGAGAGGAGUUAGGAUAGCCAUCUUCAAAUAUCUGAAGGGCUGCCACAUGGAGGAUGGAGCAAGCUUGCUUUCUCCUGCUUCGGAGGGUUGGAGUCGAACCAAUGGCUUCAAGUUACAAGACAGGAGAUUCCGACUAAUAAUCAAGAAGAACUUUCUGACAAUAAGAGCUGUUCAGCAGUAGAAUGCGCUCUCUUGGGAAGUUGUGGGCUCUCUUUCCUUGGAAGUUUUUAAGCAAAAGUUGGGUGCCAGGGAUACUUUAGUCAGGGUGGAUUUUAUUUAAAUCACUAAUCAGUAAGACUUGAUUUAAAUCAAUUUUACAGAAAGGUUCAACUUUGCUGGCAUCCUCUGAAUAUUUUCAAUUAGCUGAAGGCUUCGUUUUUGGAAUAAUAGUUUUUUGGAGUAGUUUUUACAGUUAUAUCAAAAAUUACUGAUUUGGUUAUACUAUCAGAAAUACAUAGACAGAUAAUUAGGAAAUUAUUGUUUAUUAUUUAGACAGCUUUUCUGCUGUACUUUAUUGGAAGGAGAAAAAUCAUCAUUUCCUUAAGUUUAAACAAUUUAUUUAACUAAAACAAUAACAUUAUAGCAUAUGUAUCCAUGUUUGUUAACCAAUGUGGUUAAACGAGUGUGGAUGAGCCUUAACAGCCAGGAGGGCUCAAGGAUGCAGAGGAGGAGAAGCCCGGGUCUUAAAAUGGGCGCACUGCCAGAGUUUUCAUUUAUCAGAGAGAGGAAGCAUACAUUGCUGUUGAUCAACUGUAGAUUUUGGAGUUCUUUCUUUUUACUUUUUUCAACAAUAGACUUUGGACCAAUACGGGUACAGUGGUACAGUGGUACCUUGGGUUAAGAACUUAAUUUGUUCUGAAGGUCCAUUCUUAACCUGAAACUGUUCUUAACCUGAAGCACCAUUUUAGCUAAUGGGGGCCUCCUGCUGCCGCUGCACCGCCGAAGCACAAUUUCUGUUCUCAUCCUGAAGCAAAGUUCUUAACCCGAGGUACUACAGUGGUGCCUCGCAAGACGAAAUUAAUCCGUUCCGCGAGUGUCUUCGUCUAGCGGUUUUUUCGUCUUGCGAAGCAACCCUAUUAGCGGCUUAACGGAUUAGCGCUGUUAGCGGUUUAGCGGCUAUUAAAGGCUUAUCGGCUUAGCGGAUUAGCUGCUAAAAGGCUAUUAAAGGCUUAGCGGCUUAGAUAAAGGGGGGGGGAGCGGAAAAAAACCCUCAAGACUCGCAAGACAUUUUCAUCUUGCGAAGCAAGCCCAUAGGGAAAUUCGUCCUUCGAAGCAACUCAAAAACGGAAAACCCUUUCGUCUAGCGGGUUUUCCGUCUUGCGAGGCAUUCGUCUUGCGGGGCACCACUGUAUUUCUGGGUUAGCGGAGUCUGUAACCUGAAGCGUAUGUAACCCGAGGUACCACUGUACCUUGGUUUGUAACCGUUUUGGAUUACAACCAUGUCAAACACAGAAGUGUGUGUCCAUUUUUUGUAUUACAACUAUUAUUAUUAUUAUUAUUGUUAUUGUUAUUGUUAUUAUUAUUACAACCCAUUUUUUUGGAGGCCCCAUUGGCGAAAGCGUGCCUUGGGUUACAACCUGUUUUGGUUUACAACCGGACCACUGUAACGGGUUAUGGUUGUAACCCAAGGUACCACUGUACUUUUGUGCCUUAUAUUUAGUAUGAAAUACAUUUUGAAUCAUAUGUUUCUUCUGCUGUCCUUUGACUAGAAAGGGUAUUAUAUACUUUUCACAUCUCAAACAUGGAAAGCUUCAAGCUUUCCCUACCAUUCAGCUCAAUAGCUUUAGGGGUUUUUUUCUGAACACGAUAGCACUAAUUCCAACUUCAUCUUACAGGAUUCCAGGUAUAUUAUCUUGGAGAAAUUAUCUUGGAAAAAGCUUCAGGGAUCUAUUCUUCCUCUGCCUGCACAUCUUUCAUCGCUUUUUAUUUUUUUAGCCUUGCUGGUUUGACCUGCUGUCUUUCCUCUCCAGCUUAUGAGUAUUUCAAGCUAUUGAUUAUGGUGCUGCUAUUAAAUCUCAAAGAAAUUGUUUCUCUCACAGCUUGUCUUGCUUGUUGUGGCAGUUUUUCAUCUCUCAGAAGUUUUAUGUCCAUUUACUCUUGACUAGCACACCAUCUGAGCUGCAGAAACCUGGCAGUUCCGACAUGUGUGUACAUGCUCAUUUUUAAUGUCACUGAGAGAAAAAGUAAUUUUUAUACUGUAUGUUGUAACUGGUUUUAAUUCGAAACUCCUCUAAUGUGCAAAAACAUAAUAAAAUAUUACAUAAAUAAAUUAACAGUGCCAUGGUCAUUUGCACCACCUGAUACCUUUUUGAUGUUUUGUGUCUUGUUGGGGAAAACCUUAGAAGAACUCCAAAAAUGUUUAUUUAGCAGUCCUAUGGGAAAAACAAUACUAGACAAAUGUUGUGAGGAAAGCUUAAAUAGCUGAUAGAAAUAUUGUUAGGUUAUUUAAGAAAUAGAGAACUAUAAAUACAGGGGAGAAGAAUUUAGAUGAUGUAAUAGCUAAGAUACCUCAAGCUGAGGUAUAAAAACAUAAUAAAACAUUACACAUUAAAAAGUGCUCCUAUACAGGGCUGCUUUCAGAGGUCUUCUAAAGUUUAUAUAGUUGCUCAUCUCUUUAACAUCUGCUGGGAGGGUGUUCCACAGGGAGGACACCACUACUGAGAAGGCCCCCUCUGCCUGGUUCCCUAUAGCUUCACUUCUCACAGUGAGGGAACCACCAGAGACCCUUGGAAGAUGACCUCAGUGUCUGGGUUGAGUGAUGGGGGUAGAGAUGCUCCUUCAGGUAUGGUGGGCCGAGGCCAUUUAGGGCAUUAAAAGUCAGUACCAACACUUUGAAUUGUACUUUGAAAUGUACUGAGAUCCAGUGAAGAUCCUUUAGGACUGGUGUUACAUGGUCCCAGUGUCCACUCCCAGUCACCUAUCUAGCUGCUGCAUUUUGGAUUAGUUGUAGUUUCUGGGCUACCUUCACAGGUAGCCCCACACAGAGCACAUUACAGUUGUCCAAGUGGGAGAUAACUAGAGCACGCACCACUCUGGUGAGACAGUCUGCGG
Podarcis lilfordi (Lilford's wall lizard) is the source of this 38689-nucleotide messenger RNA. NCBI's taxonomy places the organism in Eukaryota, Metazoa, Chordata, Lepidosauria, Squamata, Lacertidae. The record is from the annotation of a GenBank genome assembly.